GGGCGGAGUCCGACUGUGUGCUGGGCCAGCGCGGAGAAGCAGCUGCGGAGUAGAUCCUGGGCUCCGCCGAGACCGCGGUUCUUGCUCCUUGCCGCCGCUGCCUCAGUCUCAAGCCGUCGCCGCCGCGGGAGCGGCCGCCUAUUGUCUAUCUCUGCGGCGAAGGUGCGGAGCUGCUCCGAAUCGGCCCGUGGGGGAUCCCCGGGCGCCGCACGUGUCCUGGGUCAUGAAACUUAACCCACAGCAAGCUCCACUAUAUGGCGAUUGCGUUGUUACUGUGCUGCUCGCGGAAGAGGACAAAGUUGAGGAUGAUGUAGUGUUUUACUUGGUGUUUUCGGGCUCUACCCUCCAUCACUGUACAAGCACACGGAAGGUCAGUCCUGACACGCUGGAGACCAUUACUCCUGGUCACGACUGCUGUGAGACCGUGAAGGUGCAGCUGUGUGCUUCCAAAGAGGGCCUCCCCGUGUUCGUGGUGGCCGAAGAGGACUUCGAGUUCAUCCAGGAUGAGGCGUACGAUGCUGCCCAGUUCCUGGCCACCAGCGCUGGGAACCAGCAGGCGCUGAACUUCACCCGCUUUCUUGAUCGGUCGGGACCCCCGUCGACAGAUGUGAAUUCCCUCGAUGAGAAGGUGGCCCUGGCAUUCCGACACCUGAAACUGCCGGCGGAGUGGAACGUGUUGGGAACAGACCAGACUCUGCAUGAUGGUGGCCCCCGUGAGACAUUGAUGCAUUUUGCUGUGCGGCUGGGCCUGCUGAGGUUGACAUGGUUCCUGUUGCAGAAGCCAGGCGGCCGCGGAGCUCUCAGCAUCCACAACCAGGAAGGAGCGACACCUGUGAGCUUGGCCUUGGAGCGGGGUUAUCACCAGUUGCACAAGCUUCUGACCGAGGAGAAUGCUGGAGAACCAGAUUCCUGGAGCAGCUUAUCCUAUGAAAUCCCGUGUGGAGACUGUUCUGUGAGGCAUCAUCGAGAGCUGGACAUCUACACGUUAACCUCAGAUUCCCAGUCACAUCAUGAACCCCCAUUUCCUGCCGACAGUUGCACUGAGCACAUUUUUAAACUUAUGAACAUCCAACAGCAGCUAAUGAAAACAAACCUCAAGCAGAUGGACAAUCUUAUGCCCUUAAUGGUGACAACACAGGACCCUUCAGGCCUGCCCACCGCCCAAGACGCAGAUGGCACACUCCUUCCCUGCACGUCCACGCACAGCCAGCAGCUUCCUUCUCCUCCUGCAAAUGUGGAGAGUGCUCCGGGCUGUCCCGGGAGCACCGCGGGGCACCCUGGGCAUCCCUCCGGUUUAUCCAGCGUGGCUAAGGGAGAGAAUACAGGCUGUUCCUGUGGGAAGGACAGUAACAGCGUGGAGGGAAAAGAGGAAGAGGCGGAGGAGCCAGCACCCCCUGUGGACUCUGGAGCUGUGUCUCAUCCCGACAGCUGUGUUCAGAGCAUGGCUGAUCGCAGAGGGGAGGGGACAGAAGGUCCUCCAUCCUGUGAAAUCAGGCGGGAAGAAACUAGAACCAAACUUGCUGCAGUGGCCUCAGCUCAGGAGUCUCCAAGCAGCGCAGGCAGCGUCCUGACAGGAGCCUCGGUCACGGAAUCAGGCACGGCCCAGCUUUUCUCUGGAGGCGACCUGGUAGCAGUCAGCUCAGCAGCAGAUGCCAGUGUCCCAGAGUCUGCAGGGGAAGCGGAAUGUGGUCUGGUGAACCCAGAUGCCACCUCCCAGAAGAAGGUGCCCGCAGUUGGGCACAGUACAGAGGAAAGAUUUGAGAACUCUAACAUCAGCACAGCUGGAGCCUCUGAUGCAAAUGGCACGCAGAAGCCUGUGGAUAAAACCGUUGUUCCAAACUGUGUUUCUGCCACCAGGCCCCAGGAAGGUGACAGACCUGCUGAGUCUUCUCUUGCAUUGAGUAAUGGAGAAACCUCCAUUGAAAAAACUGCAGAAACUGAAACUUCAAGACGUUGUGCAGGGAGCACUGGUGGUACAGCGGACCAGAGCCCUGUCAUCGUCCCAGCUGCUGCAAAUGACAAGGUUGCAGACGGAUUCGAACCUGAUGCUCCCUUAGCAAACACGUGUGGGGCAGUGUCGCUUCCCAGUUUAACCUCCCCCAGGCCACAAAAAGAUGUUACGCCAAACCAGACACCAGAAAUGAAUUCAUCUCAUGUUCAGAGCCAGAAUGGCCAACUGCCUAUCUGCUCUGCAGCUGGCCAUGAUGAACUUCGUGCUGUCUCUGCAUGCCACCAGGACACGGUGACUUCUAAUGGUGCGUUGGCUUCCAAGCAUUGCGGUGACGUAGUCACUCGGCCUGGAAGUGCCACUACAGGCCUGCCCAACGCACAGCACGCGCUCACUGCUGUCCUCUCAGAAGACCCACAGGCUAACACAGCCAGCCCUGACUCUGUGAGACACACCCAGGAAGAUGUGGGUUGUCAUCCUCUCAAAGAGUCGGGAAAAGAGGGGCAAGCAGGGGGUUUGAACUUAGAAGCACCUUUAACAAAUACACUUGAGGUGGUUCCGCAUCCACAUGCCAUUUUCCCCAAAGUAGAGGAAGAAUCAGCGCCAGACGGGGCACUGUCAUCAGGCAGGACUUUCUCUCUGGCAUGCAGUCCAGGCAGUGAAUCAGUAACCAAAGAUGACGUGCUUGUCCCCUCCCAGAAAGAAAAGGGAACAGCAACUCCUGAACCACAUACCGCUACAGAUUGUAGAGAUGGUGGAGAUUGGAGUGAUACGCAGCCACUAGAAGACAGUGCAGCGGGCCUGUCCGCGUCCACAGCCCUGGAUCUUCAGCCCAGCAUGGGGAAUACCAGUCCUAUGGGAUUUGGUGGGGAGCAGGAGGGUCCCUGCCCCUCAGCAGCCCCUGAAGUCCUGAAUAUAGACGGGGGCACUGACUCUCCUGGGCUACAUAAGGGUAAGGCCUCUUUGGCCUCUGAUUCCAAUUUGACUGAAGAAGGAAGAAACUCGGUGGUUCCGGAACACCCUGCAGCUCUGGGGCAAGAUGACAAGUUUAAGGCAGUGAUUUGUUCCUCCGUUAAGGAAGACAGCCUUCCUUCAGGAGUGCUGCGGGAAGAGCAGAGAACCGACCCUCCCUGGCAGGAGCUGCCAGGAGGCCAUGGAGAACCUAGCUCAGCUUUCUGUGCCGAGGACCGAGCGCUGGAGCACAGUAAUUCACGGGACACACCCUUGGCCUGUCUGAACGCAGAAACUGAACACAAUAAGGAAGUGGCCCCACCAGCCUCUCUGCUGACUGAAGGUGGGGCUGCACAGAGCCCGGUGCAGCUGGGAGCAAGUCUGGCUGCAGACUCAAGCCAAAAAGCCUUGGGCGCAGAGCAGAGCGGCUCACCUCUGCUACCAGGCCUAUUACCAGACAGGUCUGAGGCUCUUCAUUGCAAUGGGGCUUUCGCUCUGGGUGUUGGAGUGAAAAACACUGAAGCCCAGGGAGAGACCCCCACUUGUGAGGCCAGAGGAAAUAUGGCAUUGGAUGUUGCAGUGGUUAAUGCGCUACAAGGAACUGUUGAAGCCAGAAGAAAGGAUCCAUCCCACAAUGCUGAAGACCUCCCGGUUCCAGGAGUCUUGCUGAGCCAGGAGAAGAGUGUGAUCCAGGGUUUGCCAGUCGCUUUACCAGGCAAAGGCGAGACUGACCUUCCGGUUGCUGCACGCCCUGAGGUGGCGACUCUUGGUUGGGAGAACGGGAAGUUGGAGGGAGCCGGCAACCUCAGCUGUAGCAUGGGCGACUCCGAGGGCGCACAAAGGAAUGAUGACGCACACCGUGUCCUGCUGCAGCCUGUUGCCAAAGAGCUCCCCACAGAGACAGAGCUCUCAACCAGGGGUGACAAGGCUCCAUGCAGGGACAGGGAUGCUCCCCCUGUACCUUGUACUGUGUCUGCCGAAGCUGGACAUCUGCUUAAGAGAGCAGACUCGAUCGAUGAGGCUGCGAGUCGUAUUGUGGAUGCCGUCAUAGAACAAGUCAAGGCCUCGGGAGCCCUGCCCACCGCAGAAGGGGAAAUCAGUCACAUGUCACCCUCUAGCCCUUCAGAAUCAGGCCCAGGGACCGAACAGCUGGAGAGCGCUUCUGUGGGAAAAGCCGUCACUGUCCUGCCUGAGGAGACCCCACAUGCGGGCAGUGUUCGUGAUGCGGCCCCUGGGAGCCCUGCAGGAUGUCUUGCUGGGAGGGAGGAGCCAGAGAAGAUAAUUCGGCCUGUUCUAGGACCUGAGCCGGCAACAGAAAUGCCAGACACAAAAGCUGAGGACGAAGUGGAUUUUCUGAGUAAUGCCAGGGGGAGCUCAGUUUCUGAAGAGGUGGCUGUGGGCGACUCUGCCACUACGCCUAAGGUGACGAGACAAGGCCCGAAGACCCAGGCGAUAAACCGAGAAAGCUGGUGCGCGAUAGAGCCGUGUCCGGAUGCGCCACCCCUCUUGACUCCCACGCGGGGCCCAGAAUGUGAGAACUUCCUGGAUGUCGGGCUGGGCAGGGAGUGCGCCCCCAAACAAGGCGUCCUUAAAAGAGAAUCUGGGAGUGAUUCUGACCUCUUCCACUCGCCCAGUGAAGAAGUGGACAACAUCGUCUUCUCUAAGCCCGAGGAGGAGCAGUCCGUCUGUGACAUCACUGGAUCCAGUUCUUCCACCGAUGACACGGCUUCCCUGGACCGACAUUCGUCCCAUGGCAGUGAUGUGUCCCUCCCCCAGCUGCCGAGUGUGAGCAGGUCCAGAGACCAGCCGCCCCGCGAUGGCUUCCACAGCCCCGGGGCGGGAGCCGAGGGCCGGGAGAGUGAGAGUGAGCCCGCGGGCGUGGGUGAGAUGGAAGAGGAGGAGAUGGACAGCAUCACCGAGGUGCCCGCGAGCUGCUCUGUGCUGCGGAGCUCUAUGCGCUCCCUGUCCCCUUUCCGGAGGCACAGCUGGGGUCCUGGCAAGAACGCAGCCAGUGAUGGAGAAAUGAACCACCGGAGUUCAAUGCGAGUUCUUGGGGAUGUUGUCAGGAGACCUCCCAUUCAUAGGAGAAGUAUGAGCUGGUGUCCCUCUGGUGUGCAAUACUCUGCUGCCCUGAGUGCUGACUUUAAUUACAGAAGUUUCAGCCUAGAAGGCUUGGCAGGGGGAGAUGGUGUCGGAAACAAGCCGUCUUCAUCCCUGGAAGUCAGCUCUGCCAGCACGAAAGAGCUGAGGCGCCCUUUCAGUGGGGAGGAGCGGGGCGACUCUUUGGUGUCCCUUUCAGAAGAGGACCUGGAGGCAGACCAGAGAGAGCAUGGGAUGUUUGUUCAGCAGACAUGUCACAGAUCUAAACAACAGGGAUGCAAUUACUAUACAUCAGCCAUGUCUUCUACAUUGACAAAAUCCGUCUCAUUAAUGACAAUCAGCCAUCCUGGAUUGGACAGCUCCCGGCCUUUCCACAGCGCCAGUGCUAAUCUGACAGAAAGUAUAACAGAAGAGAGCUACAACUUCCUGCCACAGAGCCCCUCCAAGAAGGACAUUGAAGGGAAGAGUGGAACGAAAGUCAGCCGCACUUUCAGCUACAUCAAGAAUAAAAUGUCCAGCAGUAAAAAGAGCAAAGAAAAGGAAAAAGAGAAAGAUAAAACAAAGGAGAAGGAGAAGGAUUCCAAAGACAAGGAGAAGGACAAGAAGAACCUCAACGGUCACUCCUUCAGUGCCAUGCCUGUUGUGGGUCCGAUCAGCUGCAGCCAGUGCGCGAAGCCUUUCACCAACAAAGACGCCUACACUUGUGCAAACUGCAGCGCUUUUGUCCACAAAGGCUGUAGAGAGAGUCUGGCCUCCUGUGCCAAGGUCAAAAUGAAGCAGCCCAAGGGGAGCCUCCAGGCACAGGACACAUCAUCGCUGCCCACAGUCAUUAUGAGGAACAAGCCCGCGCAACCCAAGGAGCGCCCUCGGUCCGCAGUGCUCCUGGCCGAUGAAACCGUGGCCGCCCCCAUGUUUUCUAACAGGCGGUCGCAGCAGUGUGUGUCACUCUCCAAAAGCGUCUCCAUACAGAACAUUGCUGGAGUUGGCAAUGAUGAGAACAUAUCGAACACCUGGAAAUUCCUGUCUCAUUCCACAGACUCGCUAAAUAAAAUUGUCAAGGUCAAUGAGUCGACAGAAUCACUUACUGAUGAGGGAGUAGGUACAGAUAUGAAUGAAGGACAGCUAAUGGGAGACUUUGAGAUUGAAUCAAAACAGCUGGAAGCAGAGUCCUGGAGUCGGGUAGUAGACAGCAAGUUUCUGAAACAGCAAAAGAAAGACGUGGUCAAGCGUCAAGAAGUGAUCUAUGAGCUGAUGCAGACAGAGCUGCACCACGUCCGCACGCUCAAGAUCAUGAGCGACGUGUACAGCCGGGGGAUGAUGACGGACCUGCUCUUUGAGCAGCAGAUGGUGGAAAAGCUGUUCCCAUGUUUGGAUGAGCUGAUCAGUAUCCACAGCCAGUUCUUUCAGAGAAUCCUGGAGCGGAAGAAGGAAUCCCUGGUGGAUAAAAGCGAAAAGAACUUUCUUAUCAAGAGGAUAGGAGAUGUGCUUGUGAAUCAGUUUUCAGGCGAGAACGCAGAGCGCUUAAAGAAGACAUACGGCAAGUUUUGUGGGCAGCACAACCAGUCUGUGAACUACUUCAAAGACCUGUAUACGAAGGACAAGCGUUUCCAGGCCUUCGUAAAGAAGAAGAUGAGCAGUUCAGUCGUGAGGAGGCUCGGAAUCCCAGAGUGCAUACUGCUGGUAACCCAGCGGAUCACCAAGUACCCCGUUUUAUUCCAAAGAAUUCUGCAGUGCACCAAAGACAAUGAAGUGGAGCAGGAAGACCUGGCUCAGUCCUUGAGCCUGGUGAAGGAUGUGAUUGGAGCUGUAGACAGCAAAGUGGCAAGUUAUGAAAAGAAAGUACGUCUGAAUGAGAUCUAUACAAAGACAGACAGCAAGUCGAUCAUGAGGAUGAAGAGUGGUCAGAUGUUUGCCAAGGAGGAUUUGAAGCGCAAGAAGUUGGUGCGGGAUGGAAGUGUGUUUCUGAAGAACGCCGCGGGAAGGUUGAAAGAGGUGCAAGCGGUUCUGCUGACUGACAUCCUAGUUUUCCUUCAAGAAAAAGACCAGAAAUACAUCUUUGCGUCAUUGGACCAGAAAUCCACAGUGAUCUCUUUAAAGAAGCUGAUUGUAAGGGAAGUAGCACAUGAGGAGAAAGGCUUGUUCCUGAUCAGCAUGGGGAUGAAAGACCCGGAGAUGGUGGAGGUCCAUGCCAGCUCCAAAGAGGAGCGGAACAGCUGGAUUCAGAUCAUUCAGGACACCAUCAACGCCCUGAACAGAGAUGAAGAUGAAGGAAUUCCUAGUGAGAGUGAGGAAGAAAAGAAAAUGUUGGACACCAAAGCGCGGGAAUUAAAAGAACAACUUCAACAAAAGGACCAACAGAUCCUACUCUUACUGGAAGAAAAGGAGAUGAUCUUCCGGGACAUGACUGAGUGCAGCACCCCCGUGCCCGAGGAUUGCUCCCCAACUCACAGCUCUAGAACCCUCUUCCGCUCCAACACAGAAGAGGCUCUGAAAGGAGGACCUUUAAUGAAAAGUGCAAUAAAUGAGGUGGAGAUCCUUCAGAACCUGGUGAGUGGGGGCCUGGGGGGCCCCCUCGGGCAGGCCGUGGGCAGCCCUGCUGGGCAGGAAGGCGCCGUCGGCCCCGUGUCCUUGCCCCGGAGAGCAGAGACCUUUGGAGGCUUCGAUAGCCAUCAGAUGAACGCUUCAAAAGGAGGUGAUAAGGAAGAGGGAGAUGAUGGCCAAGAUCUUAGGAGAACGGAAUCGGACAGUGGUCUGAAAAAGGGUGGAAAUGCUAACCUGGCAUUUAUACUUAAAAGAAACAAUGAGCAGGUCGUGCAGAGCAUCGUCCAUCUCCACGAACUCCUUAGUGCUUUGCAGGGCGUAGUGUUGCAGCAGGACAGCUACAUUGAGGACCAGAAGCUGCUGCUGGCCGAGAGGGCACUCACCCGGAGCUUGUCCCGUCCCAGCUCGCUCAUCGAGCAGGAGAAGCAGCGCAGCCUGGAGAAGCAGCGCCAGGACCUGGCCAACCUCCAGAAGCAGCAGGCGCAGCACCUGGAGGAGAAGCGCAGGCGGGAGCGCGAGUGGGAGGCCCGGGAGCGGGCGCUGCAGGAGCGCGAGGCCCGGCUGGCCCAGCGCGAGGAGGAGGUGCAGCGGGGGCAGCAGGACCUGGAGAGGGACCGGGAGGAGCUCCAGCAGAAGAAGGGCGCCUACCAGUAUGACCUGGAGAGGCUGCGCGCGGCCCAGAAACAGCUUGAGAGGGAGCAGGAGCAGCUGAAACGGGACACAGAGUGGCUCAGCCAGAGGCAGGUGGACCGUGACGCCUGUCAGGUCUCACAUCAACACACCAAGCUGCUGAAGAUCCCAUCUUUCUUCCCCACCCCUGAGGAGCCCCCCUUGCCAUCUGUACCUUCAAUAGCCAAGCCAGGGUUGUUGGACUCAGAACUCUCAGUGUCCCCCAAAAGGAACAGCAUUUGUCGGACACACAAAGAUAAGGGGCCUUUUCACAUACUGAGUUCCACCAGCCAGACCAGCAAAGUCUCAGAGGGUCCGAGCCAGACCCUGGCGCCUGCCUCCUCCUCUACACGCUUGUUUGGGUUGGCAAAACAGAAGGACAAGAAGGAGAAAAAGAAGAAGAACAAAGGAGACCGCUCCCAGCCCCGCGACGGCCCUGCAUCCGAGGUGCCCACAGAGGGUGAAGAGAUCUUCUGCUGACCCUAUUCCUCUGCUGGCAGCGUCACCAGCCCCGCCUUCCUGCGUCCCUGUGUGCCUGCUCUCUCACGUUGAUAUCCUGCUCUUCAGGCAUCUACUGCUCUGCACUGCCCCAGGCCGGGGACCGAGGAAUGAGUGGUCCUGAGCGUCAGGGUGGGUAAGGAGGGCCGGCCUUACCCACCUAGGCAACUGCCAGCAACUCCCAGGUUGGGACCGGCCUUGUGAUGGUGUUACCCUGAGAAUAGUGUCCCCAGGAGUCCAGGCGAUCGUUUUGGGCAUGUUAGGAAUUCCUAAAAGAGUGUUUCCAGAUGAGGUGUGAAUGCUGGCUGCCUUUCAUUUGGGGACACAACUGAAAAUUGGACAACGGACAGUGUGGACUCUGUGUGCACGCACAUGCGGUCGCCGUCUGCACGGACGCGUAGGGCACAGCAGAACCGUGCACCUUCUGUCGCAGACGCUCUGUGCAGGUGGCAUACAGGCGGUCGGCCUCUCACAUGCCAGGCCUCCGAGGCAGUGUCGUCCCUCCAGAUCACCCCUGUGGACAUGUGUUCCUCAUUUCAUUUCAGAAGGGAUGACAGACAUUUGUGAAGACCAGUGAGAAUAGACCUGAUGUGUUUCAAAAGGAUGUGAUCUGCACCACCUUGGUUUUGAUAUUUCAGUCAGUCUCUAGCAAUUUCAUUAGUCAGUUCUGGAAAAAAUUCUGCACUGGCCUUCCAAGAUGUUUGCCCACAUAUUCCGGGUCCAGAUGAAGUAGAGAGGGCUCCUCACUGUUACCCCUGCAGUGUGACACUUUUUGGUUGUCACUGACCACUCAGAAGUGGCCACAGCCUCCUGGCAGUAUUCUUGAGACCUCAUGGUGGCUCCCCAAGAGCAGCUGUUCCUGCCUGGCCCUCCCUGUGAGAGACAGCGGCCCCCUGGACGCGCCACCAACAGGGGAUACCUGCUUCCCCUCAGGGAGCUUGUCUCUGCCCCUGUACUAGGACAGCUGGCCAAGAAGUAGGAUCAGUGAAGGUGGUAGCACCCACGUAGUGGUUUCCACCGGUACAGGCGAGAGAAGAGCCGGUCCUGGUGUCUUGCAAAGGUUCUCAUUCUGCGUCAGGAAGCCUUGGCAAAAUUUAAUUUCCUAAAAAUUUUUUUUAAAUCUAAAGGUUUGUUGGUUAUUGUACUCUGGCCUUUGGAGAUUACUCACAUGCUGCCUGUGUUUUAUAUUCUUUUUCCUUCACCUUCUGUGUUUGGAUCUGUGUUGUCAGCUUGUCAUCAGCUGGUAGGUGCAGGUUGGUUCGUGGGUCACAUUUCCCUCUGAGGCCCCACACACCUGCCACGCUGGUGGCUCCCAGGAGGGGAGACUGGGAAAUUCUGUGCUUUACACGUGGCCUUCGAUCCCUGCUUUCCACCCCUUAGGAGUUGGGUCUUUGACCAUACUUUUUAAAAAACAAAAUCUGUAACUUGGUGCUUGUUGAUGAAUUGCAAGCUGGCCUUGCAGAUGGAGAUAUUUAUCUUUCAGUUUAUUUGAAAGAGGUCUGGUUUAAAAUUGUUAGAUUUGUUUUAUUUAUUGUGUGUGUCUGUGUGUGUGUGUGAGAGAGAGAGAGAGAGAGAGAAAGAGAGAGAGAUGAGGGUGAACAUACUAUCCCAACGGUUUCAACUAUCUGACCACUGUGGAGAAGGAACAGCAGACCAGCUGCCUACUCUUCAGUGUCUGUCAAAGUGCCUUGAAGGCUAGAAAGAAAUUAAGAUUGGGGAAGGGGUCCCUUGCCUUCCCUCCUUGCCACCCCACCUCAGUCUUUGAUCAAGGGAUGUCUUCUUGCUUGAGAGUUAAGAAGCUUGCCACCUAUGAGGGACAUUUGCCUUUUUUUUGUCAUAGGAGAUUUCUUACCUUUCAGUAAUAGACUUUAGGGGGAAAAAACAAACUGAUUUUUCUCUUGGAACCAUGAUAUACCCCUCCCCCACCACUCCACCCAAAGACCCUAAACAGCAAAAGCUACCUUGCUUCCUUCUACCAGUCCCCACAGCUCCAGGUUACAGCCAUGCCUGUCCUGGCUUUCCUAGGAGCUGCGUGAAGCUCAGUUGUCUGUCCUUGUCACUUGCUGGAGGUAGCCCUGUGGCUUCCUGUUGCACAGAGAGAAGCGCUCUGCUAGAAAGGGUCCGGCAAACGAAGACCCACGUUCCUCCUCCUCUGGGUGGAUGUGGGCCAGACCACCUGUGCUCUGGGCUGGGAACAGGAGGGGCUUCGUGCCGAAGAGAUUGGCUGUCAUGUGUGCUCUUCACAGAAGCGCCGUGGACACUGAGCUCUGGACUAGGCUGCGCAGCUUGAUUUCAGUUUCAGGCCCCCAGACCCAGAUUUCUCCAUCCUCUGUCAUCUCGCCCCUUUGAAAUGGAACUUGGGGCUUUUGCUGCUGUGCUUGUGCGUCUGACCUUGGGAGCUGCUGUGGUCAGUGAGGUAGAAGCCCUGUCUGGGUUUCUUCCCUGUGACAAGAGGUGGUCUUCUAGGGUGACUCAGAUUCCGUUCCCUGUGAUGCCCCCACCUGAGAAAGCUGUGCUUCUCCAUCAAGCUCAAGAAAUCAAUGCCAAAAAACCAAGUUUAAGUUUUGGGGGGAUGGAGGAAGACACCUCCCAGAGUCCUCAGAUUUUUAAAACCUAGUAAUUUCCUGGAAGAAAGUUGUGCCUUCUCUCAGUUAUAUCAUCUCAGUAAUUGUCAUCCUGGUUGGGUGACAUGCACUUUACAUGCCAUCAGCAGCUGGCUUCAUUGUUGUAUCAACUAUGUCGACUGGUUUCUUCUUUGAACGUGGAGGGUUAAAAACAUGCAAAUUGCCAUAAUUCAACCUUUGCUAACAUUCCAUCCUCUACCCUCACAAUAGCUAUCUGAGGGCAAGAAAUCUGUAUCAAGACUUUUUUUGAAAAGGUACGAAUCUUACCUUUUUUCCUCUUAAGGCUCAGGGUAAUGCCACUGAAGUUGUCCCUUCACUGUCUGCUCUCUUUGUUACCUCCCCUGGUGUGAGCAGCAGUGAGCGCAAAUGUGUGAGGGCCCUGGGGUUUGUUGGCCCUUUCUUGGGGUGGAGGGGAGAUAGUGUGUAGGGGUUAAUAAAAUAGGCUGUGCCUGAAAUAAAAAGUAGAACCAUAAUCAUAGAGGCCAGAACUUGAUCCAGAAGUUUCUGUUCAGAGAAGUGGUUUCUGUUUUAUCCUUUUGUUUCUGAGGUUCUUUCUCUGUAGCUGGUUGGUUCUUCCCAAGGAUUUUGGUAUUGACAUUGGAGCGGCUGUGUACUUUGGUGUUGAUGGGUGGCCAGGUGUGCCCAGGGGACAGCCAGGCUCUGGAAGGGGUUUAGAGAGAGGGUCCUAGUGAGUGGGCUCCAGUGGCCAUUAGGAGGAUGGUCUGGAGGGGACAAAAGGGCAUCAGACACCCCGCCACCCCAUCCCUUGCAGUGCGGAGCCCAGGAAUGCGCCUGUGCAGUACAGGGGUUGGCAGAGGUUGAGAGAGGUGUGCUGACCGAUCGGGCCUCGGCCUGGCGCUGUUGCUGUAACUGACCCACCAAGACAAGGAUGGGGACAAAGAGUUUGUUUCGGUUUGGUUCCUCUUUUUUCCUUCAAUGUAGCGUAACAUUCCUAGGUAACCAGAGUUUAGAACCUACUGCCUGCUGGCCAGGUUUUAAAAUGAAAAGUAUUUUAACGCUGCCAUAAAAGGAAAAAACAAAACAAAACAAAGGCUUCUUUCCAUGUCCUCCUCAACUAAUUUGUCAAAAGAUGACAGGCCUUGAAUUAUUUCUCCAUCUCGCUAAGGUUUAAAGAUGGGCAAACCCAAGUGGUUCAGGCCUCUCCUGCCGCAGUCCGCGCUGACCCGCUGCAGAUGCCCAGCCUGAGCUGGCCUGUGCUGGGGCCUCCCUGCUGUGAGCUGGAGGGUCCGGCCCCCCGGCCUCUGUGCACCCCAGGUCUUCCCCCUGCUUGAACUCCCGACUUCGCAGCUGCCUGGCAGAAGGGCAGCGAGAGCACUCUGACAGGGACCCGCCCUGUGGUCACGGUUCAGCCUGUGGUUUCCUGUGUGUCGUGCACCUCAUCGCCCCGUCAGUGGCGCGGGGAGACGCCAGGAUGUGCAGGAGGGUGAUUGCGUACACCUUAUACCUCUGCUUUCGUUCAUUGUUUUAGAUGCUAUGUGAGCAUUUCUUACUUUUCAUAUGAGAUUUCUCUUGAAACCAUGUGCUAAAUCCUAUUAAAUAAGAAGUGGUUAAAACCAAGAUGCUGUAUAUUAAUUUGUAAUUAUGUAUAAAGUAAAGCAGUUUUAAACUGUAAAGAUUUUGUUCCAAUGUUUUUGGGAAUUUUACCACAACAUACUGGUGUUGUAUUUUAUUUAUCUUCCUGUCUAGUUAUUGGCUUCAGACUCUUGUAAAGUCCCCCUCGGCCCUUCCAAAAAAAUAAAUGUUCUUUAGGUGUU
Molecule: messenger RNA, 13106 nt
Organism: Pteronotus mesoamericanus
Lineage: Eukaryota; Metazoa; Chordata; Mammalia; Chiroptera; Mormoopidae
Gene: AKAP13
Product: A-kinase anchoring protein 13
Exons: 38
Coding region: 224-8689 (2821 amino acids)
Biological process (GO): positive regulation of canonical NF-kappaB signal transduction; regulation of Rho protein signal transduction; adrenergic receptor signaling pathway
Cellular component (GO): actin cytoskeleton; membrane
Molecular function (GO): MAP kinase scaffold activity; guanyl-nucleotide exchange factor activity
Source: RefSeq, a predicted model, not a curated record